AUGGAUCUUGGCCCCGCCAACGGUGCCGCCACCAAGCCAAGCGACUCGCCUCCGCCAGCGCAGGUGAUGAUGGCGGGCAAGCAGCCGGAGGUGAAGCAGGAGGCGCUAGGGAGCAUAAAGGCGCCGCAGCCCGCCGCUCUAGACACCAUUCCCGCCAAAACAGAGAGUGAGGCUGGCCCGGGUGCUGCCAAGAGCCCCGCGCUACAAGAACACGACGAUAACGACGACGUAGUGGUGCAGUCGACGACCCCGAGUGCCACUCUCAAUGGCACCAUCAACGGGGACACCUCGGCGACCACCAGAGAGUCCCCGCAGAAGGACGCACCUGUGGGGACACUAAAGGAUAAGGACAAAACCGAUAAACCCGACGAAAAGGUAGACACUAGCAGUAAAAAAGAGGAACCAUCCCCGAGGGACGCCCAGAAACCCGAGGAGCAAGCUGCUGCCAAACCAGGGACACAGGACACCCAACCCGCCGUCUCAAUCAACAUUGAUGACCGGGAAACUAAUGGCGCCCAUUACCCCGGCGAGGACGACAGAGGAAGUGACCGAAGUGGCGACGUGGCGUCCGUAGACGGCUCCACUGAUGACAGAGGCGCGACGCCAUUACAGGACGGCACGGAACAAGGCAUCCCGAGGGAAGACUCGGCACAAUCAAGAGAGUCGCCGGCAGGAGUAGAGGCGCACGGGCCAGGUAAUGGGAAGGGCGCGGCAGGUAGUGGAGGUGGUGAUGGGGCAGGGAAGGGGGAGAGAGCUGAGGGUGAGGGAGAGGCACACAAGGACCGCCACGAGCAAGCGGUCAAGACCGCACAUCAAGGCGCUAAGGAAAAGGCGGAUCGUGAAGAAAAGGAAAAGGACGAUGGUAAGGAUGAAGAAACGCCUCGAGACAAAGCAGGUAAAGAAGACAAAGCAGGUAAAGAAGACAAAGGAGAGAAGGAAGAUAAAGCGGUUAAAGAAGCCCAAAUCGACAAAGAAGUCAAAGUGUGUAUGCCAGAGAGCAGUGUGGGAAAGGCAGAAGCCGCCGAAGACAAGAGUGAAGCAGCAGUGUGUCCUGCUGGUGACAAGGACGCCAAGGACAAGGACGCCAAGGACAAGGACGCCAAGGACAAGGACGCCAAGGACAAGGACGAAAUGGAGGAAAAGGGAAAAGAGGACGAGAAGGAGAAGGAGAGUAGUAAGGUUGGAGAAAAGGAGGAAGACACUAGUAAAGCCAAAGACAAGAGUAAAGUAGAAGGCAGGACUAAGGGAGAAGGUAGUAAAGAGGUUGGCACUAAAGCUGCUGCAGAUGUUUCUAAAGAGGAAGAUAAGACCAAAGAGGAAGCCACGGGUAAAGAAGACAUAACAGAAGUUGAAGAGGGAAAAGAGGCAGAAGAAAAGAGCAUCACUGAAGAUAAAGAGAAAGCGACACAAGAGACAACAGCGGAGGCCACAUGUAAAGAAGACAAAGUCAAGGAACAAAAGAGUAAAGUUGACGACAUUGCCAAAGAGGAAAAGAGUGAAGAGGUCAAAGCAGACGACAAAGUCAAAGCAGACGACAAAGUCAAAGCAGACGAUGAAGUCAAAGCUGACGAUAAAAUCAAAGCAGACGAGGUUACAACAGACGAGAAGGUCAAAGCAGACGAGGUCAAAGCAGACGAUAAGGUUAAAGCAGACGAUAAGGUUACAGCAGACGAAAAGGUCAAAGCAGAAGAUAAGGUUACAGUAGAUGAGGUCAAAGAAAAUAAGGUUACGACAGACAAGGUCAAAGAAGACGAUAAAGUAACAGCAGACGAAAAGGUCAAAGGAGACGAAAAGGUCAAAGCAGACGAUAAGGUUACAGCAGACGAAAAGGUCAAAGCAGACGAAAAGGUUACAGCAGACGAAAAGGUCAAAGCAGACGAAAAGGUCAAAGCAGAAGAUAAGGUUACAGCAGACGAAAAGGUCAAAACAGACGAAAAGGUCAAAGCAGACGAUAAGGUUACAGCAGACGAAAAGGUCAAAGCAGACGAAAAGGUCAAAGCAGACGAUAAGGUUUCAGCAGACGAAAAGGUCAAAGCAGACGAAAAGGUCAAAGCAGACGAUAAGGUUACAGCAGACGAAAAGGUCAAAGCAGACGAAAAGGUCAAAGCAGACGAUAAGGUUACAGCAGACGAAAACGUCAAAGCAGACGAAAAGGUCAAAGCAGACGAUAAGGUUACAGCAGACGAAAAGGUCAAGGCAGACGAAAAGGUCAAAGCAGACGAUAAGGUCACAGCAGACGAAAAGGUCAAAGCAGACGAAAAGGUCAAAGCAGACGAUAAGGUUACAGCAGACGAAAAGGUCAAAGCAGAAGAUAAGGUUACAGCAGACGAAAAGGUCAAAGCAGACGAAAAGGUCAAAGCAGACGAAAAGGUCAAAGCAGACGAUAAGGUUACAGCAGACGAAAAGGUCAAAGCAGACGAUAAAGUUACAGCAGACGAAAAGGUCAAAGCAGAAGAUAAGGUUACAGCAGACGAAAAGGUCAAAGCAGAAGAUAAGGUUACAGCAGACGAAAAGGUCAAAGCAGACGAUAAGGUUACAGCAGACGAAAAGGUCAAAGCAGACGAUAAGGUUACAGCAGACGAAAAGGUUACAGCAGACGAAAAGGUCAAAGCAGAAGAUAAGGUUACAGCAGACGAUAAGGUUACAGCAGACGAAAAGGUCAAAGCAGAAGAUAAGGUUACAACAGACGAAAAGGACAAAGCAGAAGACAAGGUUACAGCAGACGAAAAGGUCAAAGCAGACGAAAAGAUCAAGACAGAAGAUAAGGUUACAGCAGACGAUAAGGCAAAAGCAGACGAUAAGGUUACGGCCGACGAGGUCAAAGCAGAAGAUAAGGUUACGGCAGACGAGAAACUCAAAGCAGAAGAUAAGGUUAUGGCAGACGAGAAACUCAAAGCAGAAGAUAAAGCUACAGCAGAUAAGGUCAAAGCUGAGGAUAAGGUCAAGGGAGAGAAAGAGGUAACAUCUACUGAAGCAGCGCUGUCGGUAAAGGAGAGCGACUCAGAGAAGGACAGUGGGACAGACAAGGAGAGUGACAGAACGCAAGAGGAAGAGGCUGGGCAGGACACCGGUAAAGACGCUCUUCAAGAGGAUGAAAAGACAGUUAAAACAGACGAAGCUAAGGGCAAGGCGGAGGCACAAGAACUCAAGGAGAAAAUGUCGAUAGCAGCAGAAGACAAAGAUAAGGAGAGGGAGCAAACCCCAGUAAAGGAGGAAGCGGAGAAGUCAGAGGGUGAAGCAGCUAGUAAACAGAAGGUUGACGACACACUGGCGAAGGCAGGAGAACCACAGCAACCACAGGAACCACAGCAACCACACAAGGCCCAACAAGAAGCUAAGGAAAAAGUAGAAGAAUUACAGGAAGUUAAAGAGGAAGCUAAAGAAGAGAAAUUAGUUGAAAAAACUGAAGAACCAGUGAGUAAAGAAGCGGAAGAACCAACUAGAGAGAAAGAAGAAAGCAAAGAAGUAGUUGAGAUUACAGUUAAAGCGGUAAAGGAAGAAGCAGAAGAACCGGAGAAGCAUAAAGAAGAAGAAACAGCAGCGGAAGAACAAGGUGUGGAAGAACAGAGAGAAGAUGCAGCUGACAGGAAGGAAGAAGAGGAGGAAGCGGCAAAACAGGACGAAGAGGAGGCAGAUGUUGAAGCCGAAGUUGCUGAUGAGGAAGGUAAGGCGCCCGAGCACCAUGGUGGUGAAGACGAGGCACAAGAAGAGGAGUCUGCGGCACCCGCUCAUGACGGAGAGAAGGAAGAGGAAGAGAAGGGGGAGACUGAAGCUAAGGAAGAGGAAGAGAAGGGGGAGACUGAAGCUAAGGAAGAGCACCAGGGCGAAGACAAGGAAACGAAGAGGAUUGCGUCGUCCAAGAGACCUCGCAAAUCUGCCCGACGGAAACGUGCAGAGGAGGGACAUGACAGUGGCGUCGACGAGUCCACCCAGGCUAAGGAGAAUGGUCAGAGCAGAUCGCCCUCGAAGAGCUCCCGAGGCUCGCCCAAGAAAAGGCCCCCUCGCUCCUCCGACCCGUCCCCCUUGAAGCAGCGUCCGCCCCAGUCUGCCGCCUCCACUGACCGUAAAGUGCCCAUGAACAAGGUGGAGGUGGGCAAGACAGCCUCCCCCAACCUGAAGGCGGUCAAGUCGAAGAUCGGAAGCAUGGACAACGCCACCUACCGGCCCGGCGGCGGCAAGGUCAAGAUAGAGAGCAAGAAGCUGGACUUCUCCAAGGCUUCCAGCAAGAUCUCGGCCAAGAAUGUGGCUUACACUCCGGGUGGCGGAGAUAAGAAGCCGGAGAAGAUUGAGUCCCAAAAGCUGAAGUGGAAUGUUACCAGCAAGAUUGGCUCCUUGGAAAACAAGGAUCACAAGCCUGGAGGCGGUGACAAGAAGAUUGAGAGCCAGAAGCUUGUCUUUAAGGCUCAGCCUAAAGUUGGCUCCCGGGAGAAUAUCAAACACAAGCCUGGCGGUGGGGACAUACAGCGGAAGAGUGCAAAAUCAGAAGGAAAAAUUGAGAAAAAAAAGUUGGACUUCAAAGAAAAGGCUUCGAGUAAAGUAGGGUCACUAAAUAAUGUUCAGCAUAAGGCUGGAGGAGGUGAUAAGAAAAUAUUUGAUGACAAGGAUUACCUGAGACAAGUCCAGGGUUCCCCAUGUAAAACCCCAACUAGUAAGGCUUCUUCGGAGGCGAAUUUGUCACGAACUCAGAGUCCGAGCCCAGCACUGCUGUCCCCGGCCACACAGGAGGAAGAAGUUGAGAAAGCAGCCACCAGUGGAGACGUGACGCCUGCACAGUGAUCUUCCUGUGAAGACCUUGUGAACCAUAGUGGCCCGAGUCCCCUCCUUUAAGUCAGGGUUCACUUGCUGAUUUGAUAGUGAGAGGAAACUGCAGCAAUCAGCACAGUCAAAUUAUUAAAAAAGGAUAAGUGCUUUGUGGAGAUGCUUGUUCUUAAAUAUGCAGACUUAGUUACAUAUGCUGUUACUGUGAUUAUUGACUGAGUUUCUCUGUGGUGUAUAGAAUCCACAGAAGACGACUUGAUGACUGUGUACCAUCUGAUUUUUCUCAUAAAAUGCAGAUUGGAAGAUUAAUUCUAAGUGGAAAAGCUUGAUGAGAGGAUGUUUCUGUCCACUACAAUGUGUUUAUAUGCAUUCCAUGUCAGUCCAGAUAGAGUUAUGUUACUUCACCAUUGGGAUGCAUGUGAACGAGUUACACUGCAGCUGCUUUUGAUACAUGGUAAACCUAAUAAAUAGUUAAUGUACAUAGAUAACAAAUUUAUCAUCUUUGCUUUUUACUUCUAGACAUUUAUGUAAAGUUUUUGUUUAAUUUGAAGAGCAUUUAUAAGCCAGCUUCAAUACUCACUGUUGAUGAUACAGUUCGUGUAGCAGAAUGCACACUUGACUACUUCCCUGAGAACCUAGCUUAAUACAGUAGUAUUUUGGUCAUAUUGCAAUUUCAAAUUAGUGUCAGAAAAAGCAAUAAUCCAUAAAAGAUAUACUGAAGGGAAAAUGUUAUUGUUCGUGAAGCAGUGUACAAUGUUGGGCAGAUUACACCCACUUUGUAAAGGCCAGACUCUGAAUUACAUAAGUUUUUUGAAGUGUUAAUACCUUGGCUAUUCGUUUGUAGCAUGCCUAUCAAACUUGUACUAUAGACAGCUAAACUGGCCCUGAUGUACAUUUAUUGAAUUAACGUUUAUUUAUCUAUAAAAUGGCUUCUAAUGUUGCAAGUGGACAUACUAACCAAAGGUUCUUAUUCUAGGUUUUGUUACUUUUCAGAUUAGCAAUGUCAUGUACAUUUAGGGUACUUGUGAACAUAGUUUUAGUCUUCAACUAUUCCUUGAAUCUUCCAUACACAAAUCAAAUGCUUGAAUGUGUUGGUGUACACAGGCGAGUUUCAUGAGACUGCUUCAUUCCUGCACAACACUCCACUUGUGUCCAUAUUACCAAGGAACCUCUCCAAUAGUGACAUUUACAAACGCUGUGCCUGGUUGCACUUGACACCUGACCUGCUAUUGGCAACAUGCAGUAAAAAUAAAAAUUCACUUGUAAACUCUUUCACUUGCGUUCCAUUCUUUCGUGGAAAAUGUCGAGCAUGAUAGUUUUUUAAUAUCAAUUUUAAUGUGUAUAUUAUAUUAUAUUAUAUUAUAUUAUAUUAUAUUAUAUUAUAUUAUAUUAUAUUAUAUUAUAUUAUAUGUAUAUAAUAUAUAUAUAUAAUAUAUAUAGCUUUUUUUUAGAAUGGUUGAAAGAUAUGGAAUGAAGAUUCCCUGGAACCAAGUUCUUUCAGUACCUGUAUGACUUGUGGCACCUUAGUCAAGGUACAUUCUGUGAUGUAAACAGCUGAGAUAGCAUGGACUUGAAUUUUUAAUUGCUUACUUAUAUUUUAGAGAUGAAUGUAGAAAUAAUAACCCUUAUCGAAAGUAAUAUAAAGCCAAAGAGGUUUAGGACACGGAAGUUAUAAAGAAAUGGUACCAUGGAUGUAGUCACCGAGGUAUCAUUUUUGAAACUUUGUGUGAGGAUCAACCCAACAGCUGUGGCAUUUAUAUGUUGCUUUAUCUCAGACAUAGAAAUGCUGUCUUGACAGUUCUGAUGUAGGAAUAUACUACCCAAUAUUUAAUUUGACCUCAUGUAAUGCUUUAGGGUUGAGUUGUAUGGAGCUGCUGAACCUUCCCUUCACUGUGUUUUGCAUCAGACUUCAAGUAUUCUGUGUCAUUAUAAAGAAAGAAAUAAAAA
Procambarus clarkii (red swamp crayfish) is the source of this 6705-nucleotide messenger RNA. The record is from RefSeq and is a predicted model, not a curated record. NCBI's taxonomy places the organism in Eukaryota, Metazoa, Arthropoda, Malacostraca, Decapoda, Cambaridae.